This is a messenger RNA of Caenorhabditis bovis, 1437 nucleotides long. NCBI's taxonomy places the organism in Eukaryota, Metazoa, Nematoda, Chromadorea, Rhabditida, Rhabditidae. The record is from the annotation of a GenBank genome assembly.
AUGCCAGACGACGAAGAAAAAUUGCAACUUCGAUUAGACGUCGAACGAUUCAAACGAAUGAUCAAAACGAAAGAUGAAAUGAUCGAGGAAAUGGAGCACGAGUUGGCGAAAUUCACGAAGAUGAACAUGUCGGAUUUGGGGAUUUCGGAACGCGAGAGGGAGCUACGCGAGAAAUUGUGCGAAUUUCAAAAUGAGUGCGACGCGAAGACGGCGCAAUUGGUCGAGAAGGACGCCGAAAUCGAAUUGCUCAAGAAAGAAGUGAACCGAUUGGAGAUUUCGAAUCGCGAAUUGGUUGAUCGGAUGGACCAGACGACUUUAGAUGUUAAUGAAACUGCCAACUCGUUUAGUGAAGAGGAAUUGCUGAAAAUGAGCGCUGAAAUGGAGAUUUAUAAGCAUGAGCUUGUGAAGCUUCACGAAGAGAACGCGGGCCUUCGAAAAGAGUUGAUAGGGAUGAAGGAGAACUAUGAAAAUACUUUAGCCCAUGUUUCGAGCCUCGAGAAUCACAUUAAAGGGAGAAAUGAGGAAAUCGAGAAGUUGGAAGGCGAAUUGUUCGAUUUGAGGAAUCGUGGCGAACACGCCGCGAAGGGAAACUCGAUUUUUGCCGAAGCGAUGGAAGCCGAGCAGAAGCUUGAAGAGGACCUGAGAACGGUUUAUAAGGAGAAGCUAAUGCUUCAGAGAAUGAUGAAGCGGCUUCAAAUGGAGAAGGAGGACGCCGAGCAUCGAGCGCGAACCGCGUUGAAUCGGGCAGUAGUGGCGCGAGAGACGAUCAGUGAAGCCGACUUCAACGAGAUGAAGGGUUUGAGGGAUAAAAUUCGCGAUUUGGAGCAAGAGAAGACGCAUUUGUGGGAGAAGCUGUUCAUAAAGUUGAAAUCGGCGCCAAAAAAGGACACCAAUCCGAUUAUAAUGAGUUUUUUCGAUGGAUUCAAAUGCUCGAUUGAGAGCAUGAAGACAUCGCAGAACACCACCGCCAAACAGCUCGAGCAGCUCAUUGUGAAACACUCGAUAUUGAAAUUGUCGGAGGAGCAACUCAAGCGGGAGAAUGAGAAUUUGCGCGCCGAGAUCGAGGCGCUCAAAUAUAAAUUGUCGCAAAAUCGAAACGGCGAAAAAUCGACGAAGCCGUUCACUCCAAAACCGCCGGUUCCAGUUUAUAAGCCCUCGUUUUUCUCGAAAGCUGUGGUUUCGAAAGAAGCGGGAAUUGAGAAGCCAAUGGCGAAUGUCACACUGAAUUCAUCGAGAAGAGAACCCAAAGAGAAUGAUGAGAAUGUUGAUGUUGGGAAGACGCCGAUGGCCGCUGAGCGACGUCGUCAGGCGAUUCUUGAGCGCAACUUGAAGCCGACGGUUCAAUACAAUUAUGUGACAUUGACGAAUGCAGCGGACGCCGUCCAAGGCUUCAAACCGCCAUUGCUCACCAGCACACCGAAAAAAUCGGAGCCCUAG